Molecule: messenger RNA, 1136 nt
Organism: Brassica napus (rape)
Lineage: Eukaryota; Viridiplantae; Streptophyta; Magnoliopsida; Brassicales; Brassicaceae
Exons: 7
Coding region: 125-820 (231 amino acids)
Source: RefSeq, a predicted model, not a curated record
AUGGACUUUAUUGCCCAAGCCCAAUAACUUAUAGUUGGGCCUUUUAAGGAGAAGAUUUCUCCUUCACCGAAGACGGCGAGAGGAACAGAGGAGAAACCGAGGAUCAGACGCCGGAAAAGGAACGAUGCUGGGACUCUCUUACGGUGAGAUUCUAGUUAUCAUCGGCGCAACAGCUGCUGUUGUAGGGCCAAAGGAUCUUCCGAUAAUUGCAAGAGCAGGAGGAAGAUUGUUCGGACGAGCGAUUGGUUACAUCCAAAUGGCUCGUGGCCACAUAGACGGUGUCAUGAAACAACCUCAAAUGCAGCAGAUUUCGAAAGAAGUUCAAGAUUUGCGAGCACAAGUUGAUGCUAUUAGUCAUGGCGCAAGUUUCUCUCUUUUUAACUCCAAUCCUUUGACUCGAAGAGUGGACAACCAAUCUCCAGAACCUUCUAAUACAACCACCACUGGGAAUGUUACAUCUCUUAAUGUUGAGGAAAGACCCAAGGUUUCAGAUCAUUGGACAAAGGCUCAAGAGUUUAGUGGUUCGUCAUCGGCUUCAGUUAAUCUGCACGCCCAAGCAACAGCAUUUGAACGUUUAUCUGAGUCUGUCAGUGGCAAAACUCACACUCUAAGUAGUGAUUCACCUGUUCUUCCAGUUUCUGCUGAGAUGGCAAAGUUGCUCCCUCAUCGCAAAGAGAGUGCAAAAGGAUCUGAUUUAAUGCUGGAGGCAGUUCUUGAAGCUGAGGUGGCACACAAAGCCAAACACUUUUUUGCACAAGCCGAAAAGGAAACUCCAGCUUUAAAAGGGAAGUUUGUUGUUGAAGAGAAAGGAGAAACUUGAAGUCAAGUUUUGUGGAUCAUCGAUCAACAAGUCACAAGUCUUUGUUCGUACUUGUAGCGUGAGAAUAGUGGGCUUUUUACUAACUGGGCCGGAGUCUUGAAAUCUGUUUCUGCUCCGGCAACAAGUGAGUUAAACCUGGCCUAGAUAAGUUCAGUAAUUGAUCUUGUAAUUUUGGUAAACGAUCUCGAUUCCUGUAAUUCAUUCUGCGGCUUUGUAGGUUUGUAGGAAUAUGAAUAAAUGUGUGUAUUUUAGUUCUCAGCCGGUUAUGUAUUAACUUCUACUUACAAGCUUAAAAAGGGGGAAUUUUCUAUUGCCA